Messenger RNA from Dovyalis caffra, 1806 nucleotides. The record is from the annotation of a GenBank genome assembly. Lineage: Eukaryota; Viridiplantae; Streptophyta; Magnoliopsida; Malpighiales; Salicaceae.
AUGUGGCGCAAUAAAAUAUCGAACUCCUUCACCAAUGGCCAAUACGACUAUCUCUUAUACGGUCGUCUGUUCAAGUACUUCACGGACAACCGUCUUCCUCUCCAAGCCAAACAGCUUCACGCGCGCCUCCUGCUGUCUUCAACAACGCUAAACAACUACCUCGCGGCGAAACUCAUUAACUUGUAUUCGAAAACCAAUGACAUUUAUCCUGCACGCCAUGUGUUCGAUCAAAUUCCCCAUAAAAACACAUUCUCUUGUAACGCCUUGCUAAUUGCUUACACCACCAAUAAUCACCAUAAAGACGCAAUAAAAUUGUUUUCAUCGUUGUUAUUGUCUUCCUCUGGAGAUUUACAACCCGAUAAUUAUUCGAUAACGUGCCUUUUGAAGUCGUUAUCCAGCUUGUUGUUGGUUACCGAUGUUUGUUUGGGUAAGGAGGUUCAUUCUUUUGUUUUGAGACGUGGGUUAGUUGAGGAUGUUUUUGUAGAGAAUGCAUUGAUAAGUUUUUAUUCGAAAUGUUUAGGUGUGGGUUUUGCGAGGAAACUGUUUGAUAAAAUGCUUGAGAGAGAUGUUGUUACGUGGAAUUCUAUGAUUGCUGGGUAUGCACAAUGUGGUUUUUUUAAGGAAUGUAAAGAGUUGUAUAGAGAAAUGGUAGCGUUCUCCGGGUUUAAGCCUAAUGCGGUCACGGUGCUUAGUGUUUUACAAGCGUGCAUGCAGUCACAGGAUCUUGUUUUAGGGAUUGAAGUUCAUAGGUAUAUAGUUGAUAAUAAGAUUGAAUUGGAUGUUUUGGUCUGUAAUGCGUUGAUUGGAUUGUAUGCGAAGUGUGGGAGUUUGGAUUAUGCGAGGGAGUUAUUUGAUGAGAUGGGCGAGAAGGAUGAGGUGACUUAUGGCACGAUUAUAUCAGGUUAUAUGGCUCACGGUGUUGUUGAUAAAGGGAUGGAGCUUUUUAGGGAAAUGAAAAGUCAAGGAUUGAGCACAUGGAAUGCAGUGAUUUCGGGUUUGGUGCAAAAUAACCGGCACGAAGUGGUUAUAGAUUUGGUAAGAGAAAUGCUGGGUUUUGGUUUUAGGCCUAAUGCAGUAACACUUUCAAGCGUACUUCCUACUUUAUCGUAUUUUUCAAAUCUGAAAGGAGGGAAAGAGAUACAUGGUUAUGCAGUUAAAAACGGUUAUGACAGGAAUAUCUAUGUUGCAACUGCAAUUAUUGAUACUUAUGCAAAGUUGGGAUUUCUUUUUGGGGCUCAGUAUGUUUUUGAUCAAUCAAAAGAGAGGAGCUUGGUUAUUUGGACUGCAAUAAUCUCCGCAUAUGCUGCCCAUGGUGAUGCUAAUUCAGUUCUUACUCUUUUUUAUGAGAUGUUGAACAAAGGAAUCCAGCCAGACCAUGUGAUGUUCACUGUAGUGUUGGCUGCUUGUGCUCAUUGUGGAAUGGUGGAUAAAGCUUGGGAGAUUUUCAAUUCCAUGUCUAAGAAAUUUGGCAUUCAGCCUUUAGGAGAGCAUUAUGCAUGCAUGGUUGGUGUUCUGAGCAGGGCGGGCAGGCUCUCUCAAGCAACAGAAUUUAUUUCUACUAUGCCAAUUGAACCGAAUGCAAAAGUUUGGGGUGCAUUGCUCCAUGGAGCUUCGCUUUGUGGUGAUGUUGAACUUGGAAAGUUUGUUUCUGGUCAUUUGUUUGAAAUUGAACCAGAAAACACUGGGAAUUAUGUCAUCAUGGCAAAUUUAUAUUCUCAGGCAGGGAAAUGGAAAGAGGCUGAUGCAAUCAGAGAAAGGAUGAUUCAAUGUGGUUUGAAGAAGAUCCCAGGCUGUAGUUUGAUAUAG